UGAACAGAUAUUUUUUAAGGUGUAAAUAUAUAAUAUUCGAAGCUUUUCGAAUUGCUGUACGCACAUAUCGUCACACCCUGCGUAUCUUAGUUAAAUUGUGUUGUCAACUUCUCCUAUUUAAGUGUAUCUAGUAAAGCUAAACUGGGCUGAGCGGAACGUCUUUUAGACCUCCAUCGGUGACAAGGAAAUAUAAAUAUGUCGGUAAUUAGAGCCGCAUUCGAUGUGGGCUCCGGUUCAACAAAGCUAACUGUCGGCCAGAUUGAGCUGGCCACGGGUCAUCUUACGAAAGUGUUUUUCUCGGAAGAACGAGUGGUCGAAGUGGGCAAAAGCUUUCGACAUCACAAAGAGUUCAUAGCGCCUGAAAUGCUAGAGUUAUGCAGGAAUAAGCUGACUGAGUUCAAAAGCAUAGCGCUGUCACACGGUGCCACCCAGUGGGCAGGGGUGGCGACGGCCGUAUUCCGUGAGAAAUCCAAUGGCAAAUUCAUCGAGGACAUCAACUCGAAGCUGGGCCUAAACCUGCGGGUGGUAUCCCAGACUGCAGAAGCCGAACUUGGAUAUGCCACUGCUGUCGCGGUCAAAGCAGUGGAAGGAGUGGAUGCAAACGAGCAGUCUGAUAGGCACACCGUAGUAUGGGACUCUGGCGGUGCAUCCUUCCAAAUAGCAACCAAAACCGAUGAUGGUUUGUUGACCGCUGAAGGACAGUGGGGCUCUUCGUCAGCAACCCAUACCAUGGUGGCCCAGAUUCAAGGGAAGGACUUUACACAAACCGAGUCAGCCAACCCGGGGACUAUGGAGCACGUACACAAGCUGAUAUCGCACAUUCAGAGUCAUCUGCAACCUCCCCCGGCUUGGCUGAUCGAGAUGCAGAAGGAAGGAUUGGAUGUAGUGGCGAUUGGUGGUGACACCUCUAUGCACAAGCUCGUCAGUCUGGCUACACGGAAUCCUACGUUUACGCCAGAGACCAUCAUGGAGGCCUUAGAAAUGCUGGCUGAUAAAUCUGAUGAGGAGUUGUCGUACUUGCCACAGCCGGAUCAAGUACUGCCAAAGAUGUGUUUAGCGUAUGUGACAAUGAAGACUAUGAACAUAAAAGAAGCACGCCACUACCAAUGUACUGGGAACACCCUUGGGCUACUGAUCACUGAUAGUUUCUGGCCCAUUGCUGAAACGUGAAUAAAUGUAUACAAAAAGUAGUCGAUUUACGGUAUACACUACUUUGUAUACCUC
Molecule: messenger RNA, 1224 nt
Organism: Sphaeroforma arctica JP610
Lineage: Eukaryota; Ichthyosporea; Ichthyophonida
Exons: 7
Coding region: 196-1170 (324 amino acids)
Biological process (GO): regulation of transcription by RNA polymerase II
Source: RefSeq, a predicted model, not a curated record